CCACGCUCUUGGCUAUGCACUUGUCAUGGAACUCCACCCAUCCCUCAGUGUAGUCCUUGCUGUGGGACUGCUUUCUUCCCUCCCAUGGCUGCUGCUGCCUCCUUCUUGCGUCUCACAAACCAGUCCUCAGCCUGAAAGAACGCGUCUGACCUCACCAUAGGCACUGAGAAGGUUGCGGACGUGUAGGGGCUGGAAGUGUGGUGGGAUAUGGCCCAGUUACCAGGUGACUACUCAGCAUUCUUGCUAACAUUGUAUGGUGUGCUUAUUUGCUCACACUCAUCAACAUGAAUUGAUGUUAGAUUUGAGAUGGUGGAAAAGAGAGAGGUAAUACAGGAUUUUAAGGUAAUAGGACACAUUAUGGGUGGUCAUAUUAUGAAAACCAUUUAAUGCUAAUUCUAGCCACUACUUUAGGAUGGUUUGGAAUAGGAAAGAAUUUGAGAGAGGUUCAAGAUGGGGAGAUAUAUUGUGAAGCCAUUGUAGUUUGGCAAGUCAGUGGGGCCUAAAAUAAGGUGGGAGUUAGUUGCACCAGUUAAUUUGAUAGAUACUAAAGUAGUGUAACCAUACAAUGGGUUCACCUUGCUCACUGCCUAGAUAGAGCUGAUUUAUCAAGACAAGGGAAUUGCAGUAGAGAAAGUUACUUACUCAUGGCAGAGCCAGCUGUGUGGGAGAUGGGAGUUUUAUUACUCAAAUCUGUCUCCCCGAGCAUUUGAGUAAGGGAGGAGACUACCCCUCGUGUUAUCUUAUGCCCAAUUUCUGCCUCCAAAGAAAGAAGUAAAAACUAAAAGGCAGAAAUGAAAUCCACAAGCCCACAGCCCAGUGCCGCGCCCUGGCCUGGUAGUUAAAGAUCAGCCCCUGACCUAACUGGUUAUGUUGUCUAUAGAUUCCAGACAUUAUAUGGAAAAGUAUUGUGAAAAUCCCUGUCCUGUUCUGUUGCGUUCUGAUUAUGGGUACAUGCAGCCCCCAGUCACAUACCCACUGCUUGCUCAAUUGAUCAUGACCCUCUUACACGGACCCCCUUGGAGUUGUGAGCCUUUAAAAGGGACAGGAAUUGCUCACUUGGAGAGCUCGGCUCUUGAGACAGGAGUCAUGCCGAUGUUCCUGGCCAAAUAAACCGCUUCCUUCUUUAACUUGGUGUCUGAGGGGUUUUGUCUGUGGCUCUUCCUGCUACAUGGGGAUCAGAGUUUUUACGGAUAAUUUGGUUGGGGGAUGGGCAGUGAGUUGGGAGUACUGAUUGGUUGGGACCAAGAUGAAAUCAGAGAGAGUCAAAGCUGUCCUCUUGUGCCGAGUCAGUUCCUGGGUAGGGGCCAGAAGACCACAUGAGCCAGUUUACUGAUCUGGGUGAUGGCAGCUGAUCCAUCAAGUGCAGAGUCUGCAAAAUAUUUCAAGCACUGAUUUUAGGUUUUACAACAGUGUUGUUAUCCCCAGGGGCGAUUUGGGGAGGGUCAGAAUCUUGUAGCCUCCAGCCGCAUGACUCCUGAAACAUAAUUUCUAAUCUUUUGGCUAAUUUGUUAGUCCUACAAAGGCAGUCUGGUCUCCAGGAAGAAGGGUUUGGUUUGGGAAAGAGCUGUUAUUGUCUUUGUUUUAAGUGGUUCCUAACCUGUUUGGCACCAGGGAAAAGUUUUGUGGAAGACAAUUUUUUCAUGGACUUGGGGGUGGUGGGGAUAUGGUUUCAGGAUGAAACUGUUCCACCUCAGAUCUUCAAGAAUUAGUUAGAUUCUCAUAAGGAGCGUGCAACCUGGCUCCUUGCAUGUGCAGUUCACAAUAGAGUUUGUGCGCUCCUGUAAGAAUCUUAAUGCCACUGCUGAUCUGACAUCUGACAGGAGGUGGAGCUCAGGCUCCACCCGGUAAUGUGAUAAUGCCAGCCCAUCUGCUGCUCACCUCCUGCUGUGCGGCCUGUUCCUAACAGGCCACUGACCAGUAGCAGUCCAUGGCCUGGGGUUUGGGGACCCCUGUUUUAAACUAUAAACUAAGUUUCUCCCAAAGUUAGUUUGGCCUGUGCCCAGGAAUGAACAAGUUUGGCCUAUGCCUAGGAAUGAACAAGGACAGCUUGGAGGUUAGAAGCAAGACAGAGUUGGUUAGGUCAGAUCUCUUUCACUGUUUGAGUUAUAGUUUUGCAGUAGCAGUUUCAGUAGGAAAUGACUUGUUCUAGAAGUGAAAUGAGAGCACCUUCUCUUAACUCUGACUUUUUUCCUCUUCAGUGAUUCACAGUACUGGAAAUAAAUAAGAAUUACCUACAUAGCAAAUUCCCAGAGAUUCUGAUUGAAUUUGAAGUGUGGAACAACAUGGCUAUUUAUUUGUAAAGAAAAACAUUUCAUAGAUUUUAAUGAGGAACCAGAGCUGAACCACACUAUCCCAUUUUAGCUUGUAAACCAAAAAAAUAAAAUUUGAACUGCCCACCACCCUGGCCCCCAGCAACCAUCUGAAUGGACUCUCCCUCCUUGGCCAGGGCACUCUAACCUGAAAGACUGGUUCAGGUCAUGACUGGAAGUGGGAUUUGCACAUGCCUCAUUAUACCGUUCCAGCAUUAGCAUCAACACAGACCUGGAGUCUGAUAAGAAAUAUUUACAGUUUAUUUUCUCUGAAGCCUGUUAUGUUACCUGGAGGCUUCAUCUGCAUGGUAAAAACCUUGGUCUCCACAACCCCUUGUCUUAACCCAGACAUUCCUUUCUACAGAUAAUAACACUUUCAACCCAUUGCCAGUCAGAAUAUGUUUAAAUCUACCUGUCACCUGGAAGGCUCCUUCCCCACUUGAAGCUGUCCUACCCUUCCAGAUGGAACCAGUUAAGUCUUACAUGUAUUGAUUGAUAUAUUAUGUCUCCCUAAAAUGUAUAAAAGCAAACUGUACCCUGACCACCUUGGGCACAUGUCGUCAGUACCUCCUGAGGCUGUCACUGGUGCAUCCUUAACUUUGGCAAAAUAAACUUUCUAAAGUGACUGAGACCUGUCUCAGAUAUUUUGGGUUCAUAAGCUCCUAAAUUUAGUAAAUUCCUGUUGGUGCUAAAGAAAAAGCAUGUUGUCUUGGAUUGAAAACUAAAGUUUUACCUACUCGUUAUGAUAAUGCUUUGGUGGUGUUAAAUAAGUGGAGAAUAAAGUAGUAAAACAAAGUGCUCUUCAGUGAGUAUUGAAUAAGUACAUGUGACAUGUUAAGCUUGUGGGUGGAGUGAAGUGUGGACAUUUUUUAGAGAAAGUAGCAUUUGAAACAGACCUAAUGGAAUGGGUAAAGCUUCUGAGGACACAGUUAUAACGGUGAGUGUUAGGAUUAGGUAGGUCAGGUUAUACAAAGGGAAGAGAUUGGGAAGUGUGGUGUUUGCCUGGGGAACUCUAAAUCUAGGUUAGUUAGGUCUUUGGUUCAUUUGUUAGAGAUGGGGAGGGAAAGAUUGCCCAGUAAGGAGUCAGAAAUUAACUCUUCAGAGAAUGGAUAUUCUUUCAGGAUUUUGAGUAUUCCUCUUCUACUGGGGAAUAAGAGGAAGAAAAAGUGAAGUUGUGGUUUAGAGAAGGAACAUUAUUCAGGCUUAGAGAGUUCUUAGGAGAUGUGGGAAUGUUCUGACACCAUUAAUGAUGUUGAAGACCGUGACUUGGUUGCCUCAUGGCCCCAGUAAGGAAGAGAAAGAUGGGUGUCCUUACAGAGGAAUGUUUUAAAGGAAGUUGGGCUACUCACAAGUUACUACAUAAGAAAGCAAUGUGCCUGAUUUUUGGAUUACAGAGAGAAGGUGUUAUGUAAUGUCUUAAACUGGCUUCACCAAACUUUGUGACCAUGGGUUACUCUAAGUCUCACCUCCAAGAUGCUGGAAUCAUAGGUUUGUGUAAGGAUUAAAUAAAGAAAUCCAUGAGAAGUGCUUAGCAUGUGUACCAUGCCUAAAGAUGAAAAGGCAAAGCGAGAAGUGUCUUCCUGGACUGUGGAAGGUGAUAUUAAUACUGACCCAUGGGCAGGUUAUCGAUAUACUGGUAAACUCAGACCACAUUAUCCACUGAUGCCAACAAGGCCAGUGCCAAGUUAUAUUCAAAGACCAGAUUAUGCUGAUCAUCCCUUAGGAAUGUCUGAAUCUGAACAGGCUCUUAAAGGUACUUCUCAGAUUAAAUUACUCUCAUCUGAAGAUGUAGAAGGGAUGCGACUUGUAUGUAGGCUUGCUAGAGAAGUUUUGGAUAUUGCUGCCAGCAUGAUUAAACCAGGUGUAACUACUGAAGAAAUAGAUCACGCUGUACACUUAGCGUGUAUUGCAAGAAAUUGCUACCCUUCUCCCCUGAAUUAUUAUAAUUUCCCGAAGUCUUGUUGUACCUCAGUAAAUGAAGUCAUUUGCCAUGGAAUACCAGACAGACGGCCCUUGCAAGAAGGUGACAUUGUUAAUGUGGACAUCACUCUUUAUCGCAAUGGUUAUCAUGGGGACCUGAAUGAGACAUUUUUUGUUGGAGAAGUGGAUGAUGGAGCACGAAAACUUGUUCAAACCACAUAUGAGUGCCUGAUGCAAGCCAUCGAUGCAGUGAAGCCUGGUGUUCGGUACAGAGAAUUGGGAAACAUUAUCCAGAAGCAUGCCCAAGCAAAUGGAUUUUCAGUUGUUCGAAGCUAUUGUGGGCAUGGAAUCCACAAGCUUUUUCAUACAGCUCCCAAUGUACCCCACUAUGCCAAAAAUAAAGCAGUUGGAGUGAUGAAGUCGGGCCAUGUAUUUACAAUUGAGCCAAUGAUUUGUGAAGGCGGAUGGCAGGAUGAAACCUGGCCAGAUGGUUGGACUGCGGUGACAAGAGACGGAAAGCGGUCUGCUCAGUUUGAGCACACCCUCCUGGUCACAGACACUGGCUGUGAAAUCCUAACCCGGCGACUUGACAGUGCACGGCCUCACUUCAUGUCUCAAUUUUAAUUUCUCCCAAGAUGGCACAUCUCAGUGAUACCUUCUUACUGUACUAUGCAUUUUAUUGAGAGUACAGAAAGGAAGAGGAACCUUUUUUAAAUCAGUUGUUUUGUUUUGACUAUAGAUAAGAAAGGACUACAGCAUUUGAUGUGUGUCCUCAAGAACUUGUCUUGGGUCUGAAAAAACUGAGAAGAAUAAAGGAAACAUUGCUCAACUCUUCAGCCCCCUGCCCCUGCACACCUGUUUUCUCAUUUGCCCUUUGAGCACUUUUACUUAAACUUGCUUCUAGUUGCUUUUAUCACUGCCACAAAACAGCCAUCAAGAGCCAGCUGCUUUCCAGGUGAACAUUGGAAAUGAGAAUCUUUGAAACUUUAGCAAUAUAUGUUGCACCAGAUUUUUUAAAUUAUAUAUAUGGAAAUAUAUAUGUAUACAUUUUAAAUUCCGUAUACAUAAUUACCAAACACUAUGUGACCUGGGGUUUGUGUUGUUUCUGCUCUGACAGGUUUAUAUGCUCUUACAAAUGGAUCCAUAGUUUGCAGUGAUUUAAUUCCUGGUUGGGAUUUGGCCUCCCCUUUCCCCCAUGCUAAUUAUUUACCCUUGUAAUUGUGCAUAGGGAAGCACUCACCCAAUGAGACUUUCUCCAAUGUGGACUCUGUGUGUCAGUGAAUGAAUGUAGUAAAAUUCACUUUGGAAGGUUAUUAGGCUUUUAAAAAUCUAGUUUAUGGCAAAAAUAGCCAUUUUCCAAGUGGUGGCUGACUGUUGCAGGGAAUGAGAAUUUCAUAAUACACUAUUUCAGACCUCUGUUUGGUCAGAAAUGGAAAAGAAAAAGCCCCCUUUCUUCCCUUUUCUGUUUUACUUCAAGGGCAUACCUUGGAGGUGCUCAGAGAAGCGUGAAGGUUGCACUAUGGUGGAGGAUGGGGAAAGAGUUCUAAAGUGUCUGCAGCUGUGAGCCCAGGCGGUCAAGUGGGCUAUUAAAAUCUAACGUUGAGUAAACGUGAUAGUGAUGAGAAAGGAAUUUUGUGUACUGUAACCUUGCAGUAGAGAUGCAGCUGUCCUUCGUGUGUGGAAACACACCUCUCCUUUACAUAGUUGGGAACCUCAUUAGAAAUGACCUCAGCUGCCCAAUAUCUACGUUCCUUUCAGCAGUUGUCCAAGUAGGAGUGUAUCCAGUGAAGACAUAUCAGAUCACAAAGUCAUUGUCACUAGAGUGUACUUGAUUACUGGGCAUCCUUGUAAUAUAAUUUCAUACCACUGACACAUUAUACUUGUAAGAGAACAUCUUUCCCAGAGUGCCUCAGACCUUAUUGCUUUAAAAAUAAUAAUGUUUUCAUUACUUUUAUUAUUUGAGUGAUUUAGUGAAGUUGACUGAAUCUGGUAUAGACUUUGGGAGUAUGUGUGUGAAGUUUUUAUCAAACUGUAAUAUUUGUGAAUGGAAUGCCUUGCAAUAUGAAUGUUAAUAUAAUGUGUAAAGGGAGAUUAAAAAGUUUGAAUGAUUAUCCUA
Nomascus leucogenys (northern white-cheeked gibbon) is the source of this 6345-nucleotide messenger RNA. It is a transcript of the gene METAP1, whose product is annotated as methionyl aminopeptidase 1. Gene Ontology annotation, molecular function: metalloaminopeptidase activity. Lineage: Eukaryota; Metazoa; Chordata; Mammalia; Primates; Hylobatidae. The record is from RefSeq and is a predicted model, not a curated record. The transcript has 13 exons. Gene Ontology annotation, biological process: proteolysis. The coding region runs from base 3843 to 4853 and encodes 336 amino acids.